Molecule: messenger RNA, 2430 nt
Organism: Choloepus didactylus (southern two-toed sloth)
Lineage: Eukaryota; Metazoa; Chordata; Mammalia; Pilosa; Megalonychidae
Gene: TOM1
Product: target of myb1 membrane trafficking protein
Exons: 17
Coding region: 242-1669 (475 amino acids)
Biological process (GO): signal transduction
Cellular component (GO): membrane; endosome
Molecular function (GO): clathrin binding; ubiquitin binding; phosphatidylinositol binding
Source: RefSeq, a predicted model, not a curated record
CCAGGUCGGCAGCGCUGGCGGUUGCUGUCAGCUGAUUUCCCUGGGUUGAUGGCAGCGGCAGCCGCGGCAAUGGACUUUCUCCUGGGGAACCCGUUCAGCUCUCCGGUGGGACAGCGCAUCGGGUUGUAGGGGAGGAGCUGAGCUGGUGACCAGUGCUUGGACCGGUGCUUUGGACCAUGCUCAGUGCCAAGUAGAGAAAGCUACAGAUGGCUCCCUGCAGAGCGAGGACUGGGCCCUCAACAUGGAGAUCUGCGACAUCAUCAACGAGACGGAGGAAGGUCCCAAAGAUGCCUUCCGAGCAGUGAAGAAGAGGAUUGUGGGGAAUAAGAACUUCCACGAGGUGAUGCUGGCUCUCACGGUGCUGGAAACCUGCGUCAAGAACUGCGGGCACCGCUUCCACGUGCUGGUGGCCAGCCAGGACUUCGUGGAGGGGGUGCUGGUGAGGACCAUCCUGCCCAAGAACAACCCUCCCACCAUCGUGCACGACAAGGUGCUCAACCUCAUCCAGUCCUGGGCUGACGCGUUCCGCAGCUCGCCCGAUUUGACAGGCGUCGUCGCUGUCUACGAGGACCUGCGGAGAAAGGGCCUGGAGUUCCCAAUGACCGACCUGGACAUGCUCUCGCCCAUCCACACGCCCCAGAGGAGUGUGUUCAGCUCGGAGACACCAUCAGGACAGAAUUCUGUGGGCACCAACAGCAGUCAGCAAGUGGACUCCAGCCAGCACACUGCCCCUCUGCCAACCCUGGCUGCUCCCCCCGGCGACACACCCAUUGCUCCAACCCCUGAGCAGAUUGGGAAGCUGCGCAGCGAGCUGGAGAUGGUGAGUGGGAACGUGAGAGUGAUGUCGGAGAUGCUGACGGAACUGGUGCCCACCCAGGCGGAGCCCGCUGAUCUGGAGCUGCUCCAGGAGCUCCACUGCACGUGCCGAGCCAUGCAGCAGCGGGUGCUAGAGCUCAUCCCCCGAAUCACCAACGAGCAGCUGACAGAGGAGCUGCUCAUCAUCAACGACCAUCUCAACAAUGUGUUCCUGCGCCAUGAACGGUUUGAACGGUUCCGAACAGGCCAGAUCGCCAAGGCCCCAAGCGAGGCCGAGCCGGCAACUGACCUGAUCGACAUGGGCCCUGACCCGGCAACCACCAGCAACCUCUCGUCUCAGCUGGCAGGAAUGAGCCUGGGAUCCAGCAGUGUGAGAACCGGCCUGCAGUCUCUGGGUACCUCCGGCCAGCUGGAAGACGAGUUUGACAUGUUUGCGCUGACGCGGGGCAGCUCGCUGGCAGACCAACGGAAAGAAGUAAAAUAUGAAGCUCCCCAAGCAACAGACGGCCUGGCUGGAGCCCUCGACGCCCGGCAGCAGAGCACUGGAGCGAUGGCAGGCAGCAGCGAGAAGAGCCUCAGUGACUGGAUGGUGAGACAAGGCAUGAUCCCGGUCACCCAGGCAUGCCUCAUGGAGGACAUCGAGCAGUGGCUGUCCACUGAUGUGGGGAAUGAUGCUGAAGAGCCUAAGGGCGUCACCAGUGAAGGUAAAUUUGAUAAGUUCCUGGAAGAACGGGCCAAGGUUGCCGACCGGUUACCCAACCUCUCCAGCCCCUCAGCCAAGGAGCCCCCCAGUGGCACCGCCCCUCGGAAGAAGGGCCAAGAGAAAGAUGAUGACAUGCUGUUUGCCUUAUGAGGGCCAGGCCUGGCACCUGCAGCCCCGGUCCCUGCUGCUCCCACACCCCUGGGCGGGGGCCUCUCUUCCCUCCUUUGGUGUUUAGGCUGCUUCAGGGGUGGCUUGUUCCCCCCUUUCUCUCCUCCAGGAUGGAGCUGCCCCAGCUGCAGCUGGGCUGUGCUGCCUGGGGGUGUGGGGAGGCGGCUGGAUGAGUGGGGGGUCAGGCCAUUGCUAUAUUGGGGUCCUGGCCCCCCUUGCCUCCGUCCCUACCCUGAUAGACCACUACAACUCUGCUGAGAAUGGGGGGCCCCAUGACAGACUGGCAGAGGGGUUGACCUAGUGUGACUCCACUGAUGCCCCCCCCAAUGGGCCCACCCUAGAGGAGCCUCCCUUAGUCGACACUGCCAGGCCAGGGCUUGCUGGAAGCAGGUGACAAAAGCCCCCUGCCGCAGCCACCUGUCCAUUCCACACUAUGGAGCCCCAAGGUGGGGGCUCACUAUCAAGGGCAGGGGUGGUGGCCCUCCAUGUGGCACCCUGGCCAGGUAGGAAGCUGCACAUGGUAGGACAAGACCCCAGCAGUCCCCACUGCAGGGCGCCGCUUCAGGGGGAUGCCUGGAGCAUCUGUGGCCCCUGCCACCACCCCCACUGCCUCCUUCCUCCAUUUUUCCUCUGUUCCACCUGGACAGGCUCCACUGGGCACUGGGGCCCACAUGUUGGUUGAUCCCCUUGUACUGGGAGAGAUGCCUUUCAUAUCCCCAAUUAAAGGUAGAAAGAGCAUGCUA